CACACACUACACAAUAAUUACUCGCACUGACAUCGGUUUGGGAUGAAUGAGUUUGACGUUCGCUUGGCCGAAGUUGCGGACCAGGAUGGAAUCAACAAGCUGAUCCGAUCACCGGGCGUCAAGUGGUUUGGCAACAUCCGGCCGAAGUUUCGGGGCAAGGACUCCCUGUUCCAGGCCUAUCAGACUUACAGGAUGGUGGCCCUUAGCAGGCAGUCCUCUGCCUUGGUGGCCUACGCCGAGUUACGGAACUAUCCGUCCAUCGCCGCUCUGCCCACUGAUUGCUGGCUGGAGUGGCUGUCCGUUAGAUACUGUUUGACCCUGUCCAUUAGUUGGCUUAAUGCGUUGUUCUUCAACUUCUGCAUCUACAAGAACGAGUACUCCAUGGUUCUCGUCGAAAUCAUUAAGGAAGUGUUCUAUAGGGAGAGCAGGGUGUGCUAUCUGAUCGCUGUUAGGACACCGUUUGUGCGACAGCCCUCGCACUUCAUUGAGUCCUUCGAUGAUUUGGAAAAACUAUCCGAGGUCUUCUAUCCGAAGGAGUUUAGCUCGGAAAAGAACUCCAACACGCAGGCUCUAUACAUUGUGGAUCGGGCUGUCCUGCUGCCGAAGAUGACGUACCGGAAGGCGCUCGCCGAGGACAACGAUGAUAUAAUAGCACUCCAAGAAAUCGAGAUGCCCGAACUCAGAGAGGAGCUGGGCGACUACUAUAUAGCCGAAGAGGUGAUGCGACAGGAUUCGGAAGCCGAAAAGAGCUUUCUGGUCGUGGCCGAAACAAGCAAUCAAUGCGAGGAGACCGAGAUGGUCCUCUUCCUUUGGAUGACCACGGACAUCGACAUCCUGUUCUAUGUCCGCAACUAUGAGGUGGAAGCUUUCGGAAACUUGGUAAAGCCCGUCGAUGGCAAGUCGUUCCACUACGAAACGAUACCGGUGUCAUCGGUCCAGCGCAGGGCGGAGGCCAGCAUGUUCACCACAGAUGCCCUGGACGAUCUGGAUGCUAUGACGAUUCUGGGAGGUCUGCAGAGGGUUGACAGCGGUAUGAGCGUUGCAAGCCUGGGUAAGAUGAAGGUUAGCUCUAUCGCUGGCACAAUUGUGGAUACCCACGUUUCCGGCGACAACAAGUUCUACAUGCGGGAACGCCUGUACUCAAAGUUCAAGUACAUCCUGGAGAAGCUCCACAGCACCGGAUACUACUUGCGCAACGAAGAAAACGUAAUUAACUUCAUAUAUCCUGCCGGAAAGGAUAUCGCUGGUUCGGCGGCUAGAAAUGCGGCUUCGAACGUUUUCCUUCUGAAAAGUAUUGUGGCCCGACAGGACUUCACACCACGCCUUUUUAACGCCAUAGUGGCCAUGUUCUGCGCUUAUCCUGAUCGCGAUUACUGCAUAAUGCUGAUAGCCGCGAAUAAGAAGGCCAACCGGAGCUAUGUAGAGGUGUUGCAGUACUUCAUGCCAGUGGUCUCGCGUCCCAGCAGUGUGUGCAACCUUGCCGAGGUAUACAUAACCCAUCGGAGCACCAUCUUCGGAGAGAUCAGCCUGUACAAACUACAAAAGGAAGACGUAUCCGUGGUGCACACCUUGGCCCUGGGGAAGUUGUCCAAUGAGGCAAUUUCCCGUGAUUCCACCGCCAGCAGCUUCUCUUACUGCUCCAAGAUAAACGAGCGGGCGGAGCUGGAGCACGAGACUCAUGUUCUCGAUGCGAUCAUGAAGGAUGUGCUGGAGAACGAGUUCAGUGAGUUCGCGGUGUUCACCAUUCGCUGUGGGAACUCUACGAAGUCCGCCAAAGAGAACACUUCGAUCGGGUUUGUGGUGCUUCGGCAAUUCCACAGUCAUGGCCAGCUCUUUGAUCACUACCAUUUGCCGAAGCACGACACACAUUUGCAGCGACUGAGGGCCGAGAUCAUAUCACUGCGACUGCAUCCUCUCUUCGUGGUCAGUGCCGAUCUGAUCUUCAGGGAUUUGGCCAGGAAGACCAACUUUUACGACUUUUUCUUCAUCAGUCCGUUUGAGGGACAUAGGUACACCAACGACCUAAAGAAAAUGAUGAUGGUUGUGGAACCGAAGACCAUUAAAAAAGCUCCUGUUUUCUUCAGAGUCCCCAAUGAGCAGAAAAAGCCGAGGAACAAGUUGAACCUUCCCAGUCCCAAUUACUCCAAGGAUUAUUUGAUCAUCUACCGCCACAAACUCAAUCCGGUGAAGUGGUUUACCAACAGUAAGAAACUGGUCAUCAUUGGAUUCAGUGCUGUGACCAAGGCCUUCCUGAGGCAGCUCGUCUUCCAGUGGAAUAGCAGGGACCAUAAAAACUCGGACAACUUCACAUGCCUCAGCUGGUUGCAAGUAACCGUGAUAUGCCGGGCGGGUGUCGUGGAGGCGGACUACGACAGUCUCUUCAAGUGUCCCUAUUGCACCAGCACCCUGGGAUGCUACCUGUCCUACCAGAACGAAUCCUGCUUCGUACGAGAUUGUUGUGUGCGCCUCGACUUCCGGUACUGGGUGCACUUUGUGCCCGGCAAGGUGGAAAUGAUUAAUAGAGAGCAAAAGUUCGUUAAGAUCGAAUCGUGCGAAAUCCACUAUGACACGCUCCUGCUGAUGUGUGAACGAAAGUUUGUGCUACGUUCUCCGGACAUGCCUGUGCAUACGGAAAGACCCUGCAAUCUUGUCGAGGUCAACUUCCGGCUGAACAAGCUCCUGCUCUUCUACAAAGUCCGUGCGCUGCUAGAGGACAUGCCGCGCACCUACUUGAUCCUGGUUUAUGGAUCCAAUUUGUCCACCUACGAGGGUAUCGCCUUUCUGAUUAGCCACGGCGUAGACUGCUCGCGAAUGGUGUUUGUUCAGCCGCAUCGAUAUACCUGCAAGGAUCCGGAUAUAAAGGAAAAGAGUCCCUACUGGGACCAAAACCUGCAGCUCAUCCUGGACGACAUCCUCGCAGAUAAGGGGCUUUUGAUCUACAUAGACUAUAACUUUCACCACUACAACUUGCACAAGUCGUCCGACUUUAUUAUGGAGGUGAAUUUCGAGCACUAUUCCAGUCGAAAGCAGGCGACUUUCGAGUGCGACCUAUUUAUCUCUUUUGAGGAGGGAUACCUUCAUGAAAGGCACAAGCGCUGGCUCAAUUCGGCCAAUAUCGAGAUAGAUGGCAACGAAAUUCUGGUAAACCAGCGCUACCAGACCAAUGAUCCGGACAUCUAUGCAGUUGGCAACUUUAUCAAGAUGCAGCCGAAGCCAAAUUAUCAGUACAGAUUCGUCAGUGAGCGGGAGAUGGCCCGCAAGAUUUUACACUAUCUGGAUAUUGUUCCCGUUAAGGAUUUCGAGGAUCGAUUCUCUGAGCCCCUGUUUUUCCAGGCCACUCUGCCGUUACGUUACUUCAUUACCAAAAUCACCUUGCCUCGAAGAUUUUUAAGUUCGCACUUGCCCUUCAUGGACAAGUGCAAUUUGACGACGUACAAGAAGAACACAUUCUGCCGGGUUGGCCUAUCCAGGCAUAUGGUGGUCGAUGAGAUCGUGGUUGUAACGAAAAUGGAGUGUCAUUUGGACUUCCUUCAGCACUUUUGUGGCAAGCACGAAUUGCUCCUCAACAAUCUCAGGUCGCGCUACAAGGCACAGACGAUUCACUCAUUUCUGAAGUACUUUCAAGAGCCCUGGACAGAAUUGAUAAUGCACGAAAACUUUAAGGACCUUCAGGCGGAGAACAAAGAGCUCCUAAGCCCAAUGGCCAUUACCGCGCUAACACGAGCAGACCGUGUAUUGGGAAGUGUAACCGACAUGGAUUUCUCGACGCUGAACAGGCGCUACCUGGAGCUAAAGCUGCUGGCUUUUCUGAAAGAUCAUCGACGGGACUUUCGGCAUAAGUUUGCCCUACCCGAGGAUUUUCUUAAAGCGGAUCAGCAUGAGUGGGAGCGAUACAUGAAUAGGACGCCGGAUGAGACAUCUGAAGAGUCAGACUCCUAUGCUCCAACUCAAAUACAAGUUCAACUAAUUUUUUGAAAAAUGCCCCGAA
Drosophila rhopaloa is the source of this 3988-nucleotide messenger RNA. RefSeq names its product cilia- and flagella-associated protein 61. The coding region runs from base 43 to 3975 and encodes 1310 amino acids. The transcript has 15 exons. Lineage: Eukaryota; Metazoa; Arthropoda; Insecta; Diptera; Drosophilidae. The record is from RefSeq and is a predicted model, not a curated record.